Molecule: messenger RNA, 1113 nt
Organism: Verticillium alfalfae VaMs.102
Lineage: Eukaryota; Fungi; Ascomycota; Sordariomycetes; Glomerellales; Plectosphaerellaceae
Product: vacuolar ATP synthase subunit C
Exons: 5
Coding region: 1-1113 (370 amino acids)
Biological process (GO): proton transmembrane transport
Cellular component (GO): vacuolar proton-transporting V-type ATPase, V1 domain
Molecular function (GO): proton-transporting ATPase activity, rotational mechanism
Source: RefSeq, a predicted model, not a curated record
AUGCCAACCAAAUACCUCCUGGUGUCUCUCCCUCAGGGUAUAUUUGACUCAAGCAGCAAAAAUGGCGCUUUAUCAGAGCUGUCAGCAAAAAUUUCUCCCGACAACGGUUCCACGCAGGCUUUUGCCAUACCCGACUUCAAGAUCGGGACUCUUGAUGCUUUAGUGCAGCAAGCAGAUGACUUGACUAAGUUGGAGGCAGCUUGUGAGACUGUGGUAGCCAAAGUAGCCGACUCCCUGCGUACGAUCUUGGAUGGAGACGAUGACAAGAUCAGCCAGCAGAAGAUGGUCAACGACAAACCCACAGAUCAUUACAUCAACUCCUUUGUCUGGAACAAGGUCAGAUAUCGUGCCGAUAGGCCUCUGGGUGAACUGGUGGAUAUUCUGCAGAAGGAACUUGUCACGAGCGACAACGAUGUCAAGACAAAGUUCAACCAGUAUAACUCGGUCAAGACCAACUUCACGACCUUGCAGCGCAAGCAAACGGGCAACCUCUCCACAAAAUCUCUCACACCCGUUGUCGACCCGGCCUUGCUUGUCAAAGAUUCAGAGUACUUGGAAACACACUUGAUUGUCGUGCCUUCCAACGCUAAAAAGGACUUCCAGAAGGGUUACGAGACAUUGGCGCCCAUGGUCGUCCCACGCUCAGCGGUGGUAGUAGCACAGGACGACGAAUUCGUUCUUUUUGCCGUGACAACCUUCAAGAAGACGAGCACCGAAUUCCUACAGAAAUGUCGCGAGCAAAAGUGGACCCCGCGUCAGUAUAAAUAUGUUGAGGGCGGCAAGGAAGAGGAGCAGCGGGAACUCGACCGAGUCGCGCGCGAGGAGAAGAAGGUUUGGGGUGAGGCUCUUCGUAUGGGCUGUUCUUCGCUACGGCCUCCACUGGACUACGUCUCGGCUCUGGUCAAAACCACGCCAAAGUUGUCGUCCAAGGUCAGGGCUGCGCUUGAUUCCAAUUACUCUUACCUAGGUGGCAACGCCUUCGGAAGAGAUAAGCGUGGCAGGGUGACCAAAGACGAUGCAGCACUGUCAUCUGAGAUGGCUGCUGCCGGCGUUGGAGGUGCCGACGGCACUGAGUAUACGGCUUACGUCUACUACGAGUUUGAGCUGCCUUGA